ACCACGCCUGCGCAGUAACUCGUGGCGCCUCAUCCUCAGCAUUGUAGUGUAGAGCAGCGGCGGUGAGUUCCCUCUGGAGCCACUUUAAAGGUUACAAAGUGGACUUUGUGGAGUUCUAAGUUACUUUGAAGCAGGUCAGUGUGUUUGUAGUUGUUAUCAGCGUGUCCGGCUGCUUCUAUGUGUUUGUAGGAGCUGUUUAAAGCCGAGUUCAGUCGCUGUUAUCAACUAUAUCUGCAGCAGGGUCUCUGUGGGGUCAAAGUUCAGCUAACAGGAGCAAUGGCAGCUUUGUGUCAGCAGCGCCGGGCCUUGGUGGAGAUCCCUGCUCCACAGCCUAAAACAGCAGCUCGGAUGAGGAGGUCCUACCUGGAGAUCUUAAGUGCUCGUUUGACUCCAUCUGCACUUCCAAGAGGGAGGAACUCCUCUGCUAACACAAGGCGUGCUCAUUCAUUGGACUUGUCCAUCGGUGGGGUCUGGACCAGGAGGAUAGAAGAGCAGUGUGAGAAGAUGGACGAGCACCCGACCCCCCUUUCCAAACAGCAGCUUGUGCAGCUCAUCAGAUCCCUCAUCUUAGUGGAACAGAGCCAAGAGCCGAGGAUCCUGGCAGCAGACUUGAAGUAUCUCCAAGAAGACCUGCAGCUGAAGAAGACUAAUAUUUACAGGUCCAUACCGUACUCACGAUUCGGCUCCAACAGGGACGCUCACUGCUACAGGAAGGCGUACCCACACCUGGUGGCGUUCAAAGUGUCCUGUCAGGAGUGGGGCCAAGUCCUCCUGAGGAACAAAGAGUGGGACGCCGCGCUGGAGCACGCCCUGACGGCGUGGCGCUACACCAGCGAGCUGCCACAGUGGGACACGGCGAGCCACAAUGCUCUGCGGGAACAAUGUUACAGCAUCCUGGCAGCGCACGGUCUCACCGCGCUGCAGCACUACCAGCCUGAAGCGAGGAGAGGACGGGAGCUGCUCAGGAGGUUAAAGACGGCUCAGCUGCACAGCCCGUCAGUCGCGCCCUGCAUCCAGGAGCUGCAGAGGAUCAUGGGAUGUGUGGACGACUCCUCCAUGGACACAAAAUGACACUUUUAGACAUGUUUGUUUGUUUGGAGGUUUUCCAAAGAGCAGGGUAGACACUUGAGACGCUGGAGCUUUAAAGAGGGAAUCAAAUCCACCUUUUUUUAAUGUUUGACGAACGCCAAAAUCCUCUCGCUGCAGCUUCACAUGAACUUGAAGAACUGUUCUCGAGGACUGGAACGUCCUCAUUAAGAGCUGGGACUACAAACGUAUAUUUGUGUGACAUUAUGUUGAAUAAGUUUGAAUAUAAACAUCGGGGGUGUGUUGGAUAUGAAAUGUUGCUUUAAAGGGUGUGUAUGUGUGUGUGUGUGUUACUGUCCACAACACUUGAAACCUCAGCCUCUGUCUCAGUCCUAUUUUAUAUGCAUGUUUUUGUCUCUGAUUGCACUGCACAUGUUUGUCCUGAAAACUUGAACAUUUUGAUAAAAUAGACUCUAAAUUUCAAUAAAGUUGUUACUUUUUACUGA
Messenger RNA from Notolabrus celidotus (New Zealand spotty), 1532 nucleotides. RefSeq lists its product as uncharacterized. The transcript is spliced from 6 exons. The coding region runs from base 277 to 1071 and encodes 264 amino acids. Gene Ontology annotation, biological process: proteasome localization; nuclear protein quality control by the ubiquitin-proteasome system. NCBI's taxonomy places the organism in Eukaryota, Metazoa, Chordata, Actinopteri, Labriformes, Labridae. The record is from RefSeq and is a predicted model, not a curated record. Gene Ontology annotation, cellular component: nucleus.